UUACUGCUACCUAUCACUAAUAACGUCGGUCUAAUGCGCAUGCGCCCUCUGUCUUCACAUGAGAGAACUGCACUGACAUUCCAAGCCGAAUAUCUUUGAGUCGCUCUUCCUUGAGUCUCAUGCACUCAGCCAAUCUGAAUGCGCUGACGAGGAGAGGCAGGAUCCCAAUAUUUAACUCUCAGGGCACUGAUACAUCUACACCUGUCACUGGCUGCUCCUCGUGAAGAACUAAUGCACUUUAUCUCCCUCUUCACAUACUGAAGAUAUCCACACACGGCACUGCUGGUCCGAUAUCCGUGCGGUUCUUGAGAAGUCACAACGGCGAUUUCCUCGUGUUUUGUCAUUAUUUACCGGGACAUGCGCUUUAUCAUGAACCUGUAAGGAUGCGACAGGACAUCUGAACCUCACCUGAAAACAAAAAACGCAACUAUGCCGAAAAUAAAUCUUCCUUGAUACAUCUGGAAACAGCAGGAUGCAGAAGAAGAUUUUCGCACCUAUUUGAACAUGGAUCUCCCAUCAUAGCGAGGAUUACAGUUGGACACCACAUGCGCCCCUGAGUCUCUUUAUUAUAACCUGUGUCGUAUUGUGGCAAGUGCUUUAUGUAUAUAAUUAUGAUCCUCUUCCGUAAAUUUCGCGUGUUGAUUUUAAUGGUGUUUCUCGUCGCCUGCACCAUGCACAUCAUGAUAGACCUGUUACCCAAGCUGGAGAAGCGCGCGGCGGGCUCGAGCUCCAGCGCUGGAGGUGGAGGCGGCUGCUCCUGCGCUCACACACCGGGCGAGGAGCCGCGAUCCUGGGCCAAACAGCGCCCCAGAGCCGCCGCCUCCGAACCGGGCUGGCCUAAUAAACACUCUUUGAGAUUACUGCAGGAUUUCAGCAAUGAACCCAACUCCAACCUCACUUCGCACUCACUGGAGAAGGUGACGGAGAGAGCCGAGUCUGAAAAGAGAGUGAGACAGCUGCAGCUGGGCUCGGAGGAGAGAGGUUUGAUGAGAGAUGCAGCGAGCGGACAGAAGCAGAGAGCUGGCCAGGGUUCCUCCAGACUGAAGGCGCUCUAUGAGCAUCCCCUCUAUAAGCCGGACCUGCCUCAUCUCUCUGAAGAUGACAGCUUGUUCAACCUCAACAGUGAUGUCAGAUUCUACCCCAAAGCUGCCAGGCAACAAGAAUGGCAUAACGAGGGGAACGCGGAGGAGGAGGAGGACAGUCCGGCAGGGGAGGCCACUGGUGAGUCAUAUCCCAACUGGCUCCGCUUCCACAUCGGGAUUAACCGAUACGAGCUCUACUCCAGACACAACCCCGUCAUCGGUGCCCUGCUGAAGGACCUGGUCUCCCAGAAGAUCACCAGUGUAGCAAUGAAGUCAGGUGGCACUCAACUGAAGCUCAUCAUGUCAUUCCAGAACUACGGACAAGCCCUGUUCAAACCUAUGAAGUAAG
Sinocyclocheilus rhinocerous is the source of this 1431-nucleotide messenger RNA. RefSeq names its product extracellular serine/threonine protein kinase FAM20C-like. Gene Ontology annotation, molecular function: protein serine/threonine kinase activity. NCBI's taxonomy places the organism in Eukaryota, Metazoa, Chordata, Actinopteri, Cypriniformes, Cyprinidae. The transcript has 3 exons. The record is from RefSeq and is a predicted model, not a curated record. Gene Ontology annotation, biological process: enamel mineralization; protein phosphorylation. Gene Ontology annotation, cellular component: Golgi apparatus. The coding region runs from base 600 to 1430 and encodes 276 amino acids.